GCUGUCAGCUGGAGCAGGGUGGGUGUUUUGGGCCAGGGGCAGAGGGGAGGGGGCUUGGCAAGAGGCAGGUCCUGGGGCAGGUUGUUGAUAUCCCAGAGAGCUGCCAGAGGGAUGCUGGGUCCCCAGGGAUGCACGGGGACAAUGCUGCAUCCACAUUUACCCUGGGUCAGGAUCUCCAUCCCUCCUGGUGCCAGCAGAGCAGUGGGGAGCAGGAGCUUAGCAGGUGACUUCCAGCUCCUAGCAAGGCUCCUUAGAACACUCCCCAGCUGUGAGUGCUGCCACAGAGUUCAGAGAAGCUGCAUCAGUGUGUAAAUCCUGUCUCCUGAAUUUAGGAGACAUUCCCCAGCUGCCAGCAGCACCAGCAGCAUGGUUAUUGCUGCAUGAUGUGAUCUUGUUCAGGAGAUUCACAACUUAACUGAGCUUUUAAAAAACUUUCCAGGGAAAUCCCGCCCUCUGAACAAUGAAGAUCUUAGACCCUGGCUAACUCUGAGUCCUGCAAACCCCUUGUGGAUCCUUCCUGGCUCCUCUGGAGCAGAUGCUGAGGCUCUCUAGAGGGCCCUGCCGUCACUCACAGCACCUGUGUGAGAGCAGAGGAAGCUCCCAGCCAUCGUGUGCCCGAGCGCCGAGCCAUGCUGGGCCGGAGGAGCCGCCUGCCCCCCGAGCUGAGCAGCGGCCGGCAGCGGGAGCAGCCCUGCCCCGAGGCUGUGCCCCUGCGGGCCCGGGCAGCCAGGGACAGCAGGGACAGCAGGGACACGGAUGUCAGCCUGGAGGUGUUCAGUGGCUCCACGCCCGAGAUCAAAGCCAGCCGCAGCCGAGCGCAGCAGAUGCGGGACAGGAAAGGGCGCAAGGCCGAGCUCGGUGACCCCAACGGCCGGGAGGCAGAGACCAUCACCUUCAUCUCUGGGACAGCAGAGGCUCCCCCAAACCAGGGCUUUUGCUGCUCCUCCCUGACCCAGGCCUGGAACACGUACAAGGCUGUUUUCUGUUGCAUAGUGACGUGUGGGGGCUGCUUCCAAGACUGCAGUGUCUGCGUUCCCUAUCCAGGGCCCGCUGAGACCUCCACAGAUGAUGGGAAGAACGGAGACUACAAUGGACGCCUGCCAAACAGCCCCACCAACACCUCUCCUGCUGAGAAGAAUGGGAACCAGAUCAAAAAGUCCAGCAUGGGCAGCAGUUUCAGUUACCCAGACGUGAAGCUGAAGGGCAUCCCUGUCUAUCCAAACAGGAACACCAACCACCACGUGGAAUCUGACUCCUGCUGCAAGGAGCUGCUGGAGAAGCCCUUCAGGAACAGCAUAGAAAAGCCGGCGCUCCCCAGCAGCCACCGGAGCUCGGAGGAAUAUUAUUCCUUCCACGAGUCUGACGUGGACAUCAGCGAGCUGAACGGCUCCAUGUCCAGCAGGCAGAUCGACGUCCUGAUCUUCAAGAAGCUCACGGAGCUGUUCAGCGUCCACCAGAUCGACGAGCUGGCCAAGUGCACCUCGGACACCGUCUUCCUGGAGAAGACCAACAAGAUCUCGGACCUCAUCAACAGCAUCACUCAGGACUACAACCUGGACGAGCAGGACGCCGAGUGCCGCCUGGUGCGGGGCAUCAUCCGCAUCAGCACCCGCAAGAGCCGCGUGCGGCCCCACGUCUGCAGCCCGGCCAGCCAGGGCCACGGGGACACGUCCGGCCGGGCCACCGCGCCCGACAGCGGCAACGAGACGAUGCUGGAGUCCAUGGUCACCAGCCAGGACGAGCUGGCCGUGCAGAUCUCGGAGGAGACCCCGGCGGACGUGAUGGCCAGGAACAUGAGGCGGCACAGCAGCGCAGGCUCUCCAACCAGCAGAGAUUCCUCUUUCCAGGACACAGAGACUGACUCGUCCGGGGCACCUCUGCUCCAGGUGUACUGCUAAAGGACCCGGGCAGCAGGGAGGCCUUCCAGGCCUUUGCUGCAGUCACAAUCCUCCUCCUUCCAUGUGGAGUGUGUUGUGCCAAGUUUAAUUUUCUUUUUUCCCAGUCUUCCCUGAUCCUUAUUGAAGCCAGAUUCUUCCUGCUGUCCGAACUUCACUGGAUAUUUUGGUUUUUAUGGACAAUCAAGGAAGCAAACUGUGGAGCUAAUGAACUUGGGAGGUGGAAUGUGUGCCCAGGGAGGAGAAGAUGGACAAGGAAGUAGCAGAGAACUUGUGCCUCCAUGAUUUCCAUAAUCACAUUUAGCUCCAGCAGCCUCAGUGGCUCAGGCCUGUCCCUGCUUUGAGGACCUGUUGUGCAGCUCUGCUUCCUGCCAUUGCCUGAGAGAACUUGGGUAGGGAGUAGCUGUGGUGUCUCUUGCUGGUGCUGAUGUUGAGGUGCAGGCUGAGGUCCUGCUCUGCAGGGACCCAAAUCUCUAUUUUAAGUGCCUGUGUUGGUCCCACCAACCCAAAGUCUUCUCCCCAUGGUGUUUGCAGUAGGCAGAUCUGCCUUUGCCUGCUGAGCCUUGGUGUCACCUCCUGCUGCCUGAGGAGAAGGUUCAGCUCCAUGGAGUUCAUUUAAUUUGUGGCCUCUUGGCUCACCUCCUGAUUCAGAGGCAGUGCUGGGGGCUGGGGUGGCUGCUGGGCUGCCCCUGCAUGAGCAGAUGAGGGGGAGCAGCUCUGCUGGAGUCCAGCACACGCUGCCUGCCUGCCUGCCUGCAGCUCUCCUCACUCCUCUUUCCACCUUUCCCCUGGGAGAGCCUGGAGCAGGAUUGUGGCAGGUGAGGGGAGCACUCAAUUCACUCCUGACUUUGUGUGCUUCAGAACUGGGCUGUUUGACUGUUCUGCUAAAAAAUCCCUUCAAAUCCCUUGGUUUGCCUCCAAGGAAAGGCUCCUGAGAGUGUCAGCAGAGGGUUUGUGAGGCACUGCUGGCCCCUGCCUUUCCCUCUGGGCACUCAGCACCUUGUCCUUCCCUUUGCAGGCACUGGGAGCCAGAGAUGGGCACUGCUGGGCUCAUCCUGAGGGCUCAGUGCCAGCUGACCUGGGGGCUGCAGCAGGAGGAAGCUGCAUCUGUGGUGUUGCCACGUGGUUGUUUAUCACAAAGUAAACACAUCAAGCCAUGGGACUUCUUUGGAGCUUUGGGUGCCCUUGGACAUGAACAGAAAAUGCUUCAUUUAAUUCACCAGCCACAGGAUAAACACACCCACUGGAUUUUGAGGAGAGGGAAGCCCAAAUAGGCCCUGGGCUUCUGUGUGGACCAUGGUUUUGUGCCUUAGAUGGACUGGAAUGUGCCUCAGUUGAACUGAAAUGUGCCUUAAUUGUCUUGAAAUGUGCCUUUAUUUUACAGCUUGUGAUUGCUCUUCAGAGGUUUGGGCAGGGAGGAAGGAUUUAAUUCCUCUCACGAGCUCUCAGGCUUCUUUAAAAGGCCAAAACCCUUGGAAAUGGACAGUUGCAGUCCCUGUUAGAGCCUGUUUCUGUAAACCUCUGGCUGUUUGCAGAGUGUGCUUCCAGGAAUCAGGGGCAUUACUCAGACCACACCUGGAGACACUGACAGAGAUAUUUCAAAGAUGAAGGGAAGGGACAGAGCCUUGGAUUUGGCUUCCCCUCCCUGCUUUGUGUUUAGAGCUGUUGGUUGAUGAGAAAUUGAGUUUAUAUAAGGAAAAGACUUGAAGCAAGGCCAGGCUGGGACUCCCAGGGGGGCUGUGUGAGGUCACCUCCUUCCACAUGCUGCCCAUCCUGAGGGACCUGCUUGGUCUCUGCUUCUCCUGGGUUUGUACAUUGUUGUUUGGACAAGUUUCCUCAAAGCCGUGUGCUGGGGUUCACCUGGGUCACACUGACACAGCUCUGUGGGCUGAGCUGGAGACGAGGGGUGAGCUGGGCUUGCAGCCCCUGCUUCAGAGCAGAUGCACGUUUUUAGUGGCUAGUCUGGGUAUGAAGAGUGAGCGUGUGGGGAUUCAGCUAGCCAAAAAACCCCAAGCCCCCCCAAAAACUCACCAAGAGGAAGACUGUCAACUCGAUGGUCCCUGAAGCUGGUGUCUUAUGGGUUUCUUUUGCACUCAUUGGUCUUAAAUGUUCUGGUUUGGUCUUUUUUAUAAAGUAAAAGUUGUGCUCUUUA
Haemorhous mexicanus (house finch) is the source of this 4047-nucleotide messenger RNA. It is a transcript of the gene KDF1, whose product is annotated as keratinocyte differentiation factor 1. The transcript is spliced from 4 exons. The coding region runs from base 630 to 1898 and encodes 422 amino acids. Gene Ontology annotation, biological process: regulation of epidermal cell division; keratinocyte development. NCBI's taxonomy places the organism in Eukaryota, Metazoa, Chordata, Aves, Passeriformes, Fringillidae. Gene Ontology annotation, cellular component: cell junction. The record is from RefSeq and is a predicted model, not a curated record.